Messenger RNA from Triticum turgidum subsp. durum (durum wheat), 645 nucleotides. The record is from the annotation of a GenBank genome assembly. NCBI's taxonomy places the organism in Eukaryota, Viridiplantae, Streptophyta, Magnoliopsida, Poales, Poaceae.
AUGGCCCAGCGCCAGGACAUCGUCAUUAGCCAUUUCUCGCAUCCAGGGCACGAGCUCGUGAAGCGCCACCACACUGGGCUGUUCCGCUGCGAUAUGUGCUGGGAGGACCUAUCCGGCAUGGCAUACAUCUGCCGUGCCGGCUGCGACUUCUGCAUCCACGAGUCUUGCGCCGGCCACUCACAGACGUUCUCCUCCCCCGAGCACCAUGUGCACCCGCUCACGCUCGUCCAGACCCGCCGCGACGCAACCCUCUCAUGCGAUGUCUGUUUUGGGCUAUGCGCCCCUAGCUCCUUCCUCUACCGCUGUCCACCAUGCGGGUUCGAUAUGCACCCAACCUGUGCGCUGCUCCCCCAAGUCGUGCGCAGCGUGCGAGACCCUACGCACGACCUCACGCUGGUCGUCGCCGACGGCUGCUGUGCCGCGUGCGACACUGGCGCGGGGCACGCGUCGUACUACCGCUGCACGGCAUGCAACGUCGACUACCACAUCUCGUGUGCAGCGAGCACCGGCGACAACAACAGCGCUCAUGAAGCUCAAGAUGCCCUUGACGCUCAGAUUGUACGAUCAAGGAUCCAAGAGCAGACUAGAAACGCCAUCUUGGACCUGUGGAGUCCUGCCUAUACUGUACGCAGAGAGUACUUCUAG